AUGACUUGUGGAAACCGGUGUGAACUAGUAUGACAAAAGAACUUGAAGUAAACUCAAGACCAGACCAAAGGUAGAAGGAAGGAUGAAACUUUGUCUGCAGUUCAGAGAAAACAGGGGGAUGCUGACAUAAUGCAACAGAAACAGAAAGCCGCAAAUGCAAAGAAACAGCAAGCAGGAUAA
Molecule: messenger RNA, 180 nt
Organism: Protopterus annectens (West African lungfish)
Lineage: Eukaryota; Metazoa; Chordata; Ceratodontiformes; Protopteridae
Product: small EDRK-rich factor 2-like
Exons: 1
Source: RefSeq, a predicted model, not a curated record